UAGAGUGUUUCUCACAUAUUCAGACACACACACACAAACACGCGCACACACACACACACACACACACACACACACACACACACACACACACACACACACACACACACACACACACACUUACUCCCACGCACACCCACACACACACUCACACACACACCCACACACACUUACACACACACAAACACACACACAUACACACAAACGCUAACACACACACACACACACACACACACACACACACACACACACACACACACACACACACACACACACACACACACACACGCUUGUAUGACACGUCCGCCACGACGAGUUGCGCUCGCGGACUGGGCUACCCCUCUCGUCAGAGAACUCAGAAGCACGCGGAGUUUCCAGAACACUCACAGAGGAGCUAUGCAUCUUCUGAAGAGACCUCCAGGGACCAGCGGGAGCCUGCUUUCUCAUCGGACGUAGUGUCUGGCCCCUCCGUCGGCUCCACCUCCCUCCCUAAGGUGGUGUCACCAUGCUUAGUUUGCCUUAAACCCUAAAAAGGUUGCAACAACUUUUCCUCCGCUCGCGCCUGGACUAUUUCUGGACUACUUCUGAACAUUCCACAAACCGUGACGGAAUACAUGAAGGAAUUUAUUUUUAUUUUUUCAAGAUUAAAGCGCAAGGUUGUCGUGAAUCAAGACGGGAGAAGGGAAGAACAUGUGGCACCAUGAUGUGCGGCUAAAUAAUACAUGACCGGGUCAGACACAUCAAAGCGGCCUCCAAGACGACGGCUGAUUGAAGACCAAGAAAGGAAGAAAAGGCUGUUUCCAACCCUUUUCGUAUGCGGCCUGAGAUAAUUGGUGACGCCAAUUAAAAAAGCAAUCUUAACGCCCUUAUCGUCAGAGAUGGAGCAACCUGCGACACUCUGAAAAUUCAGUCAUACUAAUUAGCUCAGCAAGUAAUCAAUGUGAAUAAUCAACCUCAUAAAAAUCAAUAGCAUCCUAUUGAUUUGAAUGGAUGGAAGCCCACCCAGCGUGAAGGUUGCGGUCUGUGUUUACCUGUUUGCUUCUUAAAGGCCUGUUGGACAUGAAUAACCAAAAACACCAUUCUGCAUCCGUCUCUACACAGCCGUGUGCUUUGGGCUGCUUUAGAAUUUGACCCCUUUUGUGAGUCUCGUGUGUGUGUGUGUGUGUGUGUGUGCGCGUCAGUGUGUGUGUGCGUGCCAUGAUGCUUCGCCGCGGCCUGCUCUCCUGGGCGUCCCGCGUGGGCGGGGUGCUGGUGUUGGUCUGCUGCACCCUGUCCCUCCUCUACGUCAUGAACUGCAGCCCGCCCCAUCCUGACGCCCAGCCCCCGGGCCACACACUCCCCUCCCUGGGGGGGGCGCCGGGGGGGGCGCCUGGGGCCCCCCGGCCCCCAAGAGGCGGGCCCCCGGGGGGACAGUCCUACCAGGUGCUCCUGCAGGAGCGAGAGGAGCAGCACCGCCUCCACAUCUCCUCCCUGAAGUCCCAGAUCUCCCAGCUGAAGGAGGCGCUGCAGGAGCGCAGCCUGCAGCUCAAGGGCGUGCAGGAGACGCUGGACAGGGCCUCCAGCAGCAGGGGAGGGGCCCCCGGGCAGGCGCAGGGGCCCGGGGCCCCGGGGCCCGCCGCCGCUCGCGGAGGAGGAGGAGGAGGAGCGGCGGCGGCCGUAGGGGACGGAGCCCUGGGCGGCGCCCGGAGCCAGCAGGCGGACCUCCAGGAGUUCCUGGCCGGCCAGCUGUCGCGGGCGGAGGUGAGCGUGGGCGUGCGGCUGGCCAGCGAGUACGCCGUGGCGCCCUUCCAGAGCUUCACCCUGCAGCGGGUGUACCAGCUGGAGACGGGGCUCACCAGGCACCCCGAGGAGAAGCCCGUGAGGCGGGACCGCCGGGAGGAGCUGGGGCAGGCCCUGGAGGCGGCGCUGCUCGCCCUCAACGCCGCGCCCCGUCGUCCCGGGGAGCAGGUGGGGAGGGGGGGCGGCGGCGGGGGGGCGGCGGCCACGGCGGAGAAGGUCUACACGCCGUCCGACUUCGUGGAGGGCAUCACCCGGACGGAGAAGGACAAGGGCACCAUGUACGAGCUGACAUUCAGAGGGGCGGCCAAGAGGGACUUCCGGCGCAUGGUGCUGUUCCGCCCGUUCGGACCCCUGAUGAAGGUGAAGAGCGAGAGGGUGGACACCAGCAACAUCCCCAUCAACAUCGUGGUCCCGCUGGCCCGACGCACCGACACCUUUAAGCAGUUCAUGCAGAACUUCAGGGAGGUGUGUGUGCGCCAGGAUGGUCUGGUCCAUCUGACAGUGGUGUAUUUCGGGAAGGAACAGGUUGAAGAAGUGCGCGGCAUUCUAGAGAACACGUCCAGGGAGGAAAAUUUUAAGAACUACACUCUGAUCCAGCUGGAUGAGGAGUUUUCCCGGGGCCGGGGUCUGGACCUGGGGGCCCGAGCCUGGGAGGGAGGCAACGUUCUGCUCUUCUUCUGCGACGUGGACAUCUACUUCAACGCUGACUUCCUCACCACCUGCCGACUCAACACCCUACCUGGUAAAAGGGUGUUCUACCCUGUGCUCUUCAGCCAGUACAACCCCACACUUAUCUACGGAGGCCCCGACCACAUCCCACCAGUGCAGCAACAGCUGGUGAUUAAGAAGGACACAGGGUUUUGGAGGGAUUUUGGUUACGGCAUGACCUGCCAAUACAGAUCGGACUUUGUAAACAUAGGGGGCUUCGACGUGGACAUCAAAGGCUGGGGCGGCGAGGACGUCCACCUCUACAGGAAGUAUCUCCAUAGCAACCUGCUGGUGGUGCGGGCUCCCUCCAGGGGGCUGUUCCACCUGUGGCACGAGAAGCACUGCGCAGACGAGCUACGCCCGGACCAGUACCGCAUGUGCAUGCAGACCAAGGCCAUGAACGAGGCCUCGCACGGCCAGCUGGGCAUGCUGCUCUUCAGGCAGGAGAUCCAGGCCCACCUCCGGCAGCAGAAGCCCGCCGCAAAGCCCCAAAAGAAGACCAAAGCCUAAAGGACUGAUCAUGGUUCCACGUUGAAGCAACGCAGGGGGGGGGGGGGGGGGUUACGGAGCCAUCACGUCCUUGCGGACCCUCCUUGCGGGACCCUCCUUGCGUCCACCGCAAGGGCCUGACCUGCGCAUCCCAGAAAUGUUAGCCUUGCGUCGAGGCACGCAGCAGCAAGGGCUGGGAUUGGUUCCGCUCACUUAAACCCGACGCAGAACCAAAACCGGUUCACGACUGCGUCGAAGCGUCUGUGUUGUCAUGUGUUGGCGUUGCGUCGACGUGGAACCAUAAUUGAGCCUUAACGUCGGGAAUCCAUUAAGGAGGAUGCCCCUUUGCGCUGUCAUGACUACUUUAAGGCACGCGUAGGCUGAGAGACUGAAGGCGGCUGCAUGCUUCAGCGUUGGUGUUACGUUGUUGCGCAAAAUUUACUCAAAGCAAUUCAUGCUCCCUUUUAGGUUGCGCGUGUUGCGCGUGUUGCCAAGCAAUUUACCGCCAGAACAGUAGGUGGAGUAAUAUGUGGAGGAAAGUUUUUCGUUGAAGACGACCUCGAGAAUGACGUCUUUGUCUGUGGGAGUCGUUGGUUUGUUUAUGUGCCAGAUCGUGUUCUCCCCAUACACAGUGAAUGAUGGCAACAGACAGAGGAACAGGGGUGAUGAAGUUGUUGAUCAUUGGGGUUGUAUAAAUGUGCAUAUCUCUCUACAUUUUAAAAUAAUGUGUUGGCAGCAAAGUUAACUUCACUUCAGGUUAAUGCUUUUGUAUAUGAGCCUGCCGGGUGAUACUCCAGACAGGAAGUGGUAACCAGACCAGCAAACCAAUCACAGCCUUGCAGGCUGGGCGGCUCGCGUAAAAGCUUACGUAAAAAAUGACGCAAGUCUAGAAAAAUCGCCCGACGCACGCAAGACGUGAGAAGUCGCGCAAGGGGGGCGCAAGGGCGCGCAAGGGCCUCUUGCGCUUGCGCUUACGCUUACGUAACCGAGCAUAAACCAGCCUUGAGAGAGGGCCGUGAAGGGAAGCGUUAUCUCGGUCCGCUGCCACGCAAUGUCCCCGCAUCUUGCCUCAUGUGACCUGUGGUCGCCGUUGAGCAGUCCCUGGUCGCCUACUAACUAUGAGCUGUGUGUACACCAGUCUCCCAGUCUAUUUUAGCUGUGUACACCAGUUAACAUUCCCCCGAGCGAGAAGAAUAAGAACAUGACAAGAACAACAACAAAGACAAGGAGGAUGAAUUCAGAGGGUUUUUUAAACAUGUUACAGAGACUGAUAUCCCUCUAUAGGAAGUCCCGCCCUCUCUCUGGUCGUUCUCCGUUAAACCCGUGUAACUGGAACAGAUAUUGCUUCCGCUCUUGCAUGACAGGAAGUCACGCCCUCUCUCUCGCCUAUAACUCACAUUUGGAGGACCCCACUCAAGACGUUACGUGGUGAGAUGUGAACGCCUUGUAAACGCGGUUAUACCAGAGCUAACAGUGAGGUGCUAUAUUAUGUGUGAAACUUUUGGGCAAAAAAAAUCGCAUUCAUCUCGACAACUGGAGUAACGAACAACGUGGGAGUUUCGUUCAAGCGAAACUUGAUCUUGGUCUGUUUUACUGCUGUCCCAUCGGUGGGAAAUGGGCGGAUAGAAGAAGCAGUUUUGGCUGUAACUGUAUACUCGUGGCAAUGAAUGAGCAGGAAGGACGGACAAAAACCCUCCCUGUAGUGAGGUCUUUGGAAAAAAUCUCAUGAAAAAACUAGCUCUGGAAGUUAUACAGAGAAUGAAGUCAGAGUCGUUAAGUGCCUUCUAUGACGAAAAUGCUGAUAUUUUUUGUCGUCUUCUUAUUGGAUGGGUCAAUGGUGCCAUCUAGUGGACUGACGUUGUAAAACUUCCUUAACGAUAUUUUUUAUUUUAUUCAUAAUUAUUUUCUUUUCAUUGCUACAUGCCCCUUUUCUUCUAAUUUAUACGUGUGUUUUUCUUGAAAUGCAAACAGCAGGUCCCAGUACACACAUAUAAUUGAAUAUUGAAGUGUAAGCAAAACAAAACAUGAAUGUUAUUUAAAUGUUUGAAAUUGUCUGAAAGUAUAAUCUCUUCUCAAUAUGAAAUACUUUUUUUAACAGAAAAAUUCCACUUGCUCAUGACUCCAAAUCAUGGAUUUCUUUGGCCCCAAUUUAUUCAAAUGAUCCUUACUAUCCAUUUGUGACAUCACAAAUAGGGGUGUCCACCAGUUGUGUGAGAGACACGGUUGGAAUGAGCCAUCAACUCCAGUCUACCAGUCACUAAAUUCCUCAUGAAGAUGACCAAAUAUAGCCCUAACCCCUGACCGGUUAACCAUACACCUGGGUGGACCCUCCCACUCAACUUAUGAUGUCAAAAAAAGACAAACUCACAUAAGCUGGGUAAGAUAGGUUCCCUUUAACAUGGUUGACUUAAGGUCUAUUUCUGUCUGCAAAUUAGUUAGGAGAAUUUUUUCUUUUUGA
This is a messenger RNA of Gadus chalcogrammus (walleye pollock), 5431 nucleotides long. RefSeq names its product chondroitin sulfate N-acetylgalactosaminyltransferase 1a (gene csgalnact1a). The record is from RefSeq and is a predicted model, not a curated record. Gene Ontology annotation, cellular component: Golgi cisterna membrane. Lineage: Eukaryota; Metazoa; Chordata; Actinopteri; Gadiformes; Gadidae. The transcript is spliced from 8 exons. Gene Ontology annotation, molecular function: glucuronosyl-N-acetylgalactosaminyl-proteoglycan 4-beta-N-acetylgalactosaminyltransferase activity. Bases 1195 to 2994 code for a protein of 599 amino acids.